GAGGCAGUCUCACACAGAACCAAGGACACAACGACAGUCUCUAGGACGGAGUUUCUAGGACGGAAAAUCUGACCUAAUCAUGAUGAGGACCUUAUAAAUCCCCACAAUAAUGCUUCCGAAGAAAAGUAAAGGUGAAGCAGACGCUGAGUCUGAAUGCACUACCGUGGUUGAACAACAAUCUGAGGCGAAAUACAAAAAUAAGAUAAAAAUUGUAAACAUAUUGAAAAAAAAAUAUGAUAAAUACCAGAGAGAAGCAAAGGUACCGGAUAAUCCAGAUGCCUCAGUAAUCUUGGAUUUCAACCAGAAUGUAGAACAGAAUCAUUUGUCAGAAGCUAGCCAGCAACUUUUAGCACAGGAAGAUCACCUCUUCAGACGCCAGUCAUCAGAUGCGGAAGUGACUUGCACUGAGGAUGAGGAGGACAGUUUGCAGAAGAACUACGAAAUCUUGAUGCUUCAUCUAAGAAUGGCUGUCAAUGAUUCCUUUAACAAGGAGAAUCAGGAGAAACUGAGAAGUGCUGUAAAGGUUAUACAUCAGCAGGAGGAACAAGACAGGCAUUGGGAGAAAGCAACGGAAGAGAAAAGUCCAUGCUGGAGGCCGCUAAGAUGCAAAGAGAUUCAUGACAUGUUACUCAAGGAGUUAAUCGAGGUACGGCUACAGCAAGCAAACAAAGAAGAGAACGGGGCAGACAACCUGUCCACUUCCCUGAAGAGAGAGGUGUGUCGGAUGGGCAAGCGCAUUCAAAAUGAUCUACUCCAAGUUGUCCAAAACGUGCAGCAGUGUUAUACAUCAGACUUUGACAUUUGCAAUGUGUAUGUUCAGCUCUACCAUCAAGCUUUCUCUGCAAAACUGUCUGAGUUUGCUCAAACCAACUUAGACAUCCAAGACUGCACCUACAUACUAUGCUGGAUUCAUGGUUACUAUCCAAAGGAUAUUUUGAAGCAGAAUGAGCUGGAGCCACACAUCAAGACUGAAUCAUUAGGAGCUUUGUUAACUGAGGAAGUGCGUAAGGCACUAGAGGAGCAAUAUCUGUCACACAAAGAGAUUGAGGUCAGGACAUGGUUGUCCAACGCUCUUAAAAAAGAGGAGGAAAUUUGGCAGACGAGUAAUAAACCUGAGCUCAUUGAUGGGUGCCACAUCUCCAACCUUGCUUUGGAUGUUAUUCCUAUUAUUAACGGAUCCAUGAAGGAGACGGUGGAUAUUCUGGUUAACAGAGAUAAUGCUCAAAGAAUUCUGGUUCUGAUGGAAAGUUUCCUAAUGAGCUAUAAGAAAUCCUUGACUGAUCUUAAAGGAAGGCACAUCAGUCUCCCAGACAUCCUGAAAGCCAGUCUGGUUAGCAUCAAGCAGUUUCGGGAGUAUAUCGAGAAACAAGAGAAUCUCCCAGAUGACAAGAAAGCAGCCUUGCUGUCCAUUGUCUCAGAGAUGAGAAACUUCUGUCACAGUUAUUUUCUCAGCCCCAUUCACAAGAAGCUCAAGGAGCAGUAUCGUAAGCUGUGGACUCAAGCCUGGCUUUCAGAAAGUCAAACGAUUGUUGGAGAGCUGAUAAGCGCUCUGGAGGAUAUGGUCCAGGAUUUCUCAGACAUACAGACUGACUGCAUGAAGGAGCUAUUAAGCCAGCUGCAUUUUGAAGUGAUGACAGAAUAUGUGAAGAGAAUGUUUAAGGUGAAACUGAAACUAAAAGACAAGGACGACCAAGAGGCAGCUGCAGGCUUUCUGUGUGAGGACAGCUUGAGAAUAAACUCGCUGUUCAUCAGAAUCGGAUCUGAAGAUAAAUGGCUUUCCAGUAUUUUACCUAAAAUAUCAGAAGUGGUGAGGCUGCAGGACUCAGGAGCACUUCAACUUGAGAUUGUUACACUGGCUCAAAUCUACCCUGACAUCAGGGAAUGCCAAGUCGUUGCACUCUUGGACCUGAAGGCAAACCUCUCCAAAGCAGAAGUGCGUAACAUCAAAAAGAGCCUGAAUGAAAACAGGAAUUUACUGAAUACUGAGUCUACAGCAGCUUUUUUCUGCAAAGUGCCUGUAAAAAAGAACUUACGGACUGUGUUUUAAUAAAUAAAUAAAAAACUGUGCAGUAUUAUUAUGUUGGCUUUGUAGAAGCCCACAUUCUGUUUUCCUAUUUAAGCUUAGACAAAAAUUUAUAAAUAGUAAGCCUCCUCCUAAGGCUUUCGAGCCACAUGCAUCAAAUUCGGAUAUGUUGUAGAGCCUGGCCACUUUGUUGCAUUUACUUUUCUAAGCGAUCUGAGUACCGGUACUUCUGCUACCGGGUCUCAAAGUGGCCUUUUUUCCCAUAGACUCCCAUUAUAAACUUUGGAGGUUUAUAACUCACCAAGCUUUUGAACUAUCUACCCCAAACUCGGCCAGUUCCUUUAGGGUGAUACUCUGAACAAAGGUUUAAAUUGGUGUACCGACUGGCAUUCCGGUUGUCCCGCAGCCCCGCCCCCAAAAUAUGCAAAAUCCAAAAACUUUUUACAACAUGGACAUGACAACUUCCUGACGGGUAUUCUGAUGACGGCACUCGACACCACGAAUGGACAUGUGACAUAUCAAAACACUCAGCACAAUGAGAGGAACUUCCUCAAGAGUAUUUGGAUGAUGUCACAUGCCCAUCUCCACUUGCCUCCAAAUGUUUUGGCACCCUAUCUUUCUGUCCACUUGCCUCCAAAAGUAACACUGACCCUUAUGUCCACUCGCCUCCAAAAAGCACCGGCAUUUGCGAAUACUUGCACCGUCAAAGCCAACAUCAAAGUUUGUCGUGACGAACUUUACAAAUCUAGUUGCAUUUUAUUAUCUAUUAAACCUUAAUGCUUCUAAAUACAUUCUGGUUAAUUUUACAUGCCUUUGUGUAUAAGUAUUCUACAAAGUAUAGUACGUAAGCUAAUGUUGCACAUUUUGCUCUCAGUGUUGGGGGAAUAUCGAUAAUAUGCUAUUAAGUGUUUUGAUGAAUAAGAAAAUGAUGUAAGUCAUAUACUCUUUAUGGAUGUACAGUAUUAUAAUGUAUUGUGUAAUGUGAGUAAUGUAUUGUGUAAUAAAUCAUACAUCUCUUUA
Tachysurus vachellii is the source of this 3043-nucleotide messenger RNA. RefSeq names its product tumor necrosis factor alpha-induced protein 2-like. The record is from RefSeq and is a predicted model, not a curated record. Gene Ontology annotation, biological process: exocyst localization; exocytosis. Gene Ontology annotation, cellular component: exocyst. Gene Ontology annotation, molecular function: SNARE binding. Bases 110 to 2047 code for a protein of 645 amino acids. Lineage: Eukaryota; Metazoa; Chordata; Actinopteri; Siluriformes; Bagridae. The transcript has 12 exons.